AUGCUAAUUGCGGCGCGAUGCAAGAUUUAUUCCCCAGAUCACACCAACAGCAGCUUCCCCUCCAACCCUUCCACUCCCGUGGCCUCGCCGCCGUCGCUCGCAGGGACGGCAGCUUGGGCCAGGAAUGGCGGGCAAGCGUCUUCGUCGCCCAAUUACGAGGGGCCCUUGCACUCCUUGAGCCGCAUCGAGGAUCGCCUGGAGCGCUUGGACGACGCCAUCCACGUCCUGCGCAACCACGCCGUGGGCGCCGGCGAGCCCCACGCCGCCGGCUACGGCGCCGGCCUCUUGGCCAACCGCCUCAUGAAACUUAUGGACCUCGAGGUUCCGUGGCCAAAAUUUGGUGGCUUUUGGAGCUGGAGAAGACCUCCUGAUGAGGCGAGGAACCUCGGAGAAGGUCCACCACAAAGUUCUGGAGAUGCUGAUGGUGGAUCUGGGUUGUCUUCUCCAGGAGCGGCCACCGGGGUCUCGUCAGGAAGCUCCGAGAUGAAGUCGGAGGACGAAGGCGACGAGAACCUCCAGGAGGUCAAGGAGGACAAGAAGAAGCUGGAGGACGAGGAGAAGAAGGACAUCAAGGCCAUAACUAGGUCGAGAUCUAGCGCCAACGACGACGAGGACCUGACGCCGGAGCAGAAAGCCGAGCGGGAGAAAGAACGUCGCAUGGCCAACAACGCCCGGGAACGUCUUCGCGUGAGGGACAUCAACGAGGCCUUCAAGGAGUUGGGGAGGAUGGUGCAGCUCCACCUGAAGAGUGACAAGCCCCAGACGAAGCUUCUCAUUCUCCACCAGGCCGUGGCUGUCAUCCUCAGCUUGGAGCAGCAGGUCCGAGAGAGGAAUUUGAACCCCAAGGCGGCGUGUUUGAAGAGGAGGGAAGAGGAAAAAAUCCCUUCGGAGCCGCCGCCCUUGGCCAUGGCCGGAGCGCACGGAGUCAUCGGAGACGGCGCCAACCACGUGGGGCAGAUGUAGG
This is a messenger RNA of Lonchura striata (white-rumped munia), 964 nucleotides long. NCBI's taxonomy places the organism in Eukaryota, Metazoa, Chordata, Aves, Passeriformes, Estrildidae. The record is from RefSeq and is a predicted model, not a curated record.